This is a messenger RNA of Orussus abietinus, 1476 nucleotides long. It is a transcript of the gene phtm, whose product is annotated as cytochrome P450 306a1. Lineage: Eukaryota; Metazoa; Arthropoda; Insecta; Hymenoptera; Orussidae. The transcript is spliced from 7 exons. Gene Ontology annotation, biological process: xenobiotic metabolic process. The record is from RefSeq and is a predicted model, not a curated record. The coding region runs from base 1 to 1476 and encodes 491 amino acids. Gene Ontology annotation, molecular function: iron ion binding; heme binding; oxidoreductase activity, acting on paired donors, with incorporation or reduction of molecular oxygen, reduced flavin or flavoprotein as one donor, and incorporation of one atom of oxygen. Gene Ontology annotation, cellular component: intracellular membrane-bounded organelle; cytoplasm.
AUGGUAUUCGCGUAUUUGGCCCUGGGACUGGCCAUCUUGGUUUUGUUCUUCCUGAACCGCUACAAGAGAACGCUGCACUUGCCUCCGGGACCAUGGGGACUUCCGGUCUUGGGGUACUUACCCUGGAUAGACCCGAAAGCCCCCCAUGAAUCGUUAACUGCCCUCUCCAGGAAAUAUGGCCCUAUCUGCGGCCUGAAAAUGGGAUCCGUUUACACCGUUCUCCUGGCCGAACCUCGACUGAUAAGACAGGUGCUCGCAAAAGAUGCCUUCUCGGGGAGGGCCCCACUCUAUCUCACUCAUGGCAUCAUGCAGGGGUACGGUCUGAUAUGCGCCGAGGGCAAACUCUGGAGGGAGCAGCGCAGAUUCGUCACGAGCUGCCUGAAGAACUUUGGAAUGGUCAAGCUGGGACCCAAACGCGACAAGAUGGAGGAGAAAAUCCUGGAGGCUGUCUCAGAAGCCAUCGUGAAACUCAGGGAGAGGUCAGGUGACACCGGUGUGGAUCCCUUCUGCACCCUGCACCACUGCGUCGGGAACCUGAUGAACAAGUUGGUCUUCGGCAAAGUCUACGACGAGGAGGACGGUGUGUGGAGGUGGCUGCAACAUCUUCAAGAAGAGGGCGUCAAGCACAUCGGGGUGUCUGGACCGCUGAACUUCCUGCCGUUCCUCAGGUUCCUCCCAUACUUCGGAAGGACCAUGGAGUCCCUGGUGGAUGGCAAGCUGAAGACCCACGAGAUCUACAAGCGGAUGAUCCAGGAACACCAGAAGAACCCAAUCGAGGAGGACAACUUCCUUGCGGCCUUCGCUCGAGAGAUGCAAGCUAGACACGAAAUCGGGGAUCCUGGAUCCUUCACCGAACCACAGUACCUUCAUCUCCUGGCUGACCUCUUCGGGGCGGGGACGGACACCAGCUUGACGACCAUAAGAUGGAUCCUGCUCUUCGUUGCCGCGUAUCCUCAGGAACAGGAUAAGGUCCAGGAGGAGAUGGACUCGGUCCUUUCUGGGAAGGAUCUAACUCUGGAGGACAGAUCGCAGUUGCCACGUCUGGAGGCCACCAUAGCGGAAGCUCAGCGACUGAGGAGCGUGGUUCCCCUGGGAAUCCCUCAUGGCACCAUAGAGGACACCAAGAUCGACGAGUACGACAUACCAAAAGGCACCAUGGUGGUCCCUUUGCAAUGGGCCAUCCACAUGGACCCCAGAAUCUGGCCCGACCCCGUGGAAUUCAGACCUCAGCGGUUCCUAGCCGAGGAUGGAAGUCUCUCCAAGCCGGAGGCCUUUCUGCCAUUCCAGAGCGGGAAACGUAUGUGCGUGGGUGACGAGCUGGCCAGGAUGUUGCUGUUCCUCUUCGCAGGAAAGAUCCUUCAGAGCUUCAAGGUGCGAUUAGCACCUGGAUCGACUAUCGACCUGGAAGGCGAGGGUGGUAUCACUUUGGUCCCCAAGCCUCAUCGACUGGUCUUCGCCCCACGUCCAUCAGCCUAG